CGGGUAAUAAUAAUUUCCUUCUUGUCAAUUCAGGAGUGCAAGGUCCUACGCUGGCGCCUUGGAUCUUCUUUUAUUUUCCCCUCUCUCUUUCUCUUUCUUAAUUUCUUCCUCUCAUUCGAAUCCUCAAUUAACGACAACCCCCGGAAAUCGGACGAGUCGUUAGGACGGAAGGAAAGAUUAUCAUUAGCGCUCUUUCCAGCCUACUCUUUCCUCAGCGGAUUUCGCUCAUGCUGCGCUUUGCAUCUCCCAAGCGACGUUCGUCAAGAUGCCAACCAGCACGUCUGCGCCUGAAAAAUCGAGACAGACCUCCGCUGGGAAGUCGUUCUUUGGGAGGAAGUUGCACAAAGAGAAGUCGGUAGACGAACGAUACGACCCGCAUGGCUCGCACGAUAGUCUGGCGCCUCCUGGAAGCGCCCCCGGCUCUCGCUCAUCCCGCCAUUCCAAACGGUCGUCCGUCCAGUCCGUGGACUAUCCCCACGAGUUUGAUCCCAGUGGCGUGUCCAUGACCGCAGGUGUCCUGACUUCGAUUCCCUACGAGAGCUUGCCCGCCGAUACCCGAUCGCCUGUUCCCGUCGAUCACCUCUCAAGACCUAGUUCGUCCUCACGUAAAGAAACGUCGCCGAACCAUCUCGCCAAAGGAAACAGCGACUACCACCAGUACCCGGCAUGGAACCCGGCCAGCGUCCCCAACAAUAACACCACCACCACCAACAGCGCUUCGUCGCACCCAACUGGCCCCCGGCCACCUCCGCAUGGCUUGAAUGUGACCAUGACGGGAAGUACAUCGGGGGAUAAAGGUGCUCGAUAUCAACAGUGGGGACGCCCGGGCAGCUCUGCAGCCAAUACUGGCUUUAGCCACAGCUCCUCCUCUACAUUAGAUUCAUCGGCGCAAUCGCGCUUGUCCUUCGACCAGCUUAGUGUUCAUUCGUCGAUGUCAUCUAAUACUCGGGGUUCAAGCUAUUAUGCAUCAGAGAGCUCUUCGCGCACGCUGACACCUUCGCAUUCCGCCGAUCGCACAACCUACGCAUCAAAUGGCAGUUCCGGCCGCCUGUCGAAUGCACAGGCAGCAUGGCAAUCGACCCAGCCCGCUCAACCACCCAAGAUUCCGGUUAACCAGGAGCAAUAUCUCGCCCGACCGAGGGACGAUCGAGUGGUGGAUCAACUGUUUAUCGAGCUGAUGCAGAAACGAGGAUGGCAGAACCUCCCGGAGCAGGCCAAACGACAGAUGCUCGCUUAUCCGGCUUCGAAAAAGUGGACCUUGGUGCACCAGGACCGGUUGACGGAGAUACAGGGGGAACAGAAGCGGCGGCAGAAUGCUCGGCAGACUCACGGCCAUGAUGGACCCUCGGGUAUUCUGGAACGCGCUGAUGAGGAGGGAAGCCCCGAGUGGUAUGUGAAGAAGGUUAUGGACGAUUCAAUCACCUCGAAACAGCUGGCCAGUCUAAGUGUCAGUCUACGAACGCAGCCAAUCAGUUGGGUCAAGGCUUUUGUUGAGGCGCAGGGUCAAAUCGCUUUGACAAACGUGCUUGCCAAGAUCAAUCGAAGGAAGGCUACAGGUGUCGUCCCAGCUCCCCCGACAGGGGAUAAGGAUCUGGAUCGUGAAUAUGACAUCGUCAAAUGUUUAAAGGCCUUGAUGAACAACAAAUAUGGAGCAGACGAUGCUCUCGCACAUCAACAGGUCAUUGUGGCUCUUGUUAGCUCACUGCUAUCUCCUCGAUUGAAUACGCGAAAGCUGGUCAGUGAAGUCUUAACCUUUCUCUGUCACUGGGCCGAGGGCCAUGGGCACCAGAAGGUCCUCCAGGCUAUGGACCAUGUUAAGAAUCAUCAUGGGGAAACCGGCCGUUUCGACGCCUGGAUGCGUAUUGUGGAGGUGACCAUUGAUGGCCGAGGGAAAAUGGGCAGCCUGGUUGGCGCAAGUGAAGAAUAUCGCAGCGGCGGCAUAGGCAUGGAGAACCAUCUCAUGGAAUAUGCUGUUUCAACUAUGCUGCUCAUCAAUAUGUUGGUGGAUGCGCCCCAGAGCGAUUUGCAGCUCCGCUGUCAUAUUAGGGCUCAGUUCAUUUCUUGCGGCAUCAAGCGCCUCAUGACCAAGAUGGAAGGCUUUCAGUACGAGGUCAUCGAUAAGCAAAUUGAACGGUUCAGGGAGAAUGAAGCCAUUGACUACGAAGACCUGCUGCAACGGGAGAGCAGCAGUAUGAAGGACAGCAUCGAGGGCGAGGUCAAGGAUAUGAGUGAUCCUUUGCAAAUCACAGAUGCCAUCACCGCCAGGAUACAGGGCACUCGGGCUCAUGAUUACUUUCUCUCGGCCAUGCAGCACAUGCUCCUGAUCCGGGAGAAUUCUGGCGAGGAUGGUCUUCGUAUGUACCAGCUGGUGGAUGCUAUGCUCAGCUAUGUCGCUAUGGACCGUAGGCUUCCCGAUCUUGACCUCCGACAAGGGUUGACCUUCACCGUGCAAAGUCUUUUGGACCGCCUGCAUACAGACUCCGAGGCAAGACGAGCUUACGAUGAAUCUUUGGAAGCUCGUCAGAUCGCGGAGGCUGCUCUUGCGGAGCGCGAUGAGAUGAAGGCCCAGGUAGAGCUUGGCGCAGAUGGCUUGGUUAAGAAGCUGCAGAAACAGAUCGAUGAGCAGACAGGGAUCAUUGAGCUGCAACGGAGACGUGAGGAAGUGAUGCAGGCGGAGCUUGCGGAUGUUCAGAGGCUACGGGCUCAAGAGUUACAGCGGAAUGAGCUGGAAACUCGAGAACUCUACCUGAUGCUCCGAGACGCCCAGGAUAUAGCUGCAUCUACUGCCAAGAAGAGCAACAUGGCCGAAGCGGAUCCUUCACAGAUGAGAGGCAUCCUCGACCGAGAGAAGCUCUUGGAGCGAUUGGAGAUGCAGCUCGAGCGGACCAAGACACAGUUCAAGCUGGAGGGCAAGGUAUGGGGUCAACAUGUCACCUCAGAUAGACUGCGUGAGCUUCGAGAGCAGAUGGAUGGCGAAGCCGAUGCCGACAAUGAGUUUGGACAACGGACAGGUCAAGGCCUGGACGUCAACGCCUUCGGAUCGGUUCACCGGAAGAGAAGCCAUCUUCCGGGCAUGGACCAAGACGACAGUUCCGAGAUUCAGACGCCAGUCGACGAGUCCGGUGAGGUCGUAUACGAAAAAGCACGCCUUGUUGAUCUUCAUCGACCUAAAGUCAAUCCUAAGCAAGCUAACGGUCUCCUGGGAGAAAUCGCCUCGAAGGUUCCUAAGAUUGACGCUGAGGAGGCUGACGAUGCUGUCACAAAUGGCUCCGUGGACAACAAACUUGCUGAACCUGGAACAGAAGAUCGCCCUGCCAGUUCACAACAAGAAGGAGCCAGGGUCGAGGGUGCAACUGAAAAGGUCGAGAAUAAAGGUUCUCCUGCUCCUGCUCCUCCACCCCCACCCCCGCCUCCGCCUCCUCCUGCGCCAGGAGGGCUGGGGUUCGCUCCUCCUCCUCCUCCACCUCCUCCUCCUGCGCCAGGAGGGCUGGGGUUCGCUCCUCCCCCUCCUCCGCCUCCGCCCCCGCCUCCAGGAGCUGUUGGGAUCCCACCUCCGCCCCCUCCGCCCCCUCCUCCUCCACCAGGAAAAUCAGGGUUCCCGCCCCCUCCGCCCCCCCCUCCCCCGCCGCCCGGUGGAAGACCUGGGCCUCCACCACCCCCUCCUCCUCCCGGUGCUUCUUUCGGUGCCCCUCCACCCCCUCCACCGCCUGGUGCUGGUGGAUUCGGAGGUUGGCGCGCAAACUACAUGGCUUCCCAAGCUCUUCCUCAUCACCAGACAGCUCUCAUGCCAUCUAUCCGGCCUAAGAAGAAACUCAAGGCACUUCAUUGGGAUAAGGUCGAUACUCCGCAGGUGACCGUGUGGGCAUCUCAUGCUCCUACAGCUCAAGCAAAGGAGGAGAAGUAUGUGGAGCUGGCGAAGAAGGGAGUCUUGGAUGAAGUCGAGAGACUGUUCAUGGCAAAAGAGACCAAGAUCUUCGGCAAGGGCGCGGGAGGCAAACAGCGUACGGAUAAGAAACAACUCAUCUCCAACGAGCUGUCCAAGACUUUCCAGAUUGCUAUGGCCAAAUUCUCUCAGUUCCCUGCGGACGAUGUUGUACGGAUGAUUAUCCAUUGCGACACGGAGAUUCUCGACAACCUGGUCGUCAUGGAUUUCUUACAGAGGGAUGAAAUGUGCACCAUACCCGAGAAUAUCUCAAAGUCUAUGGCGCCAUACAGUAGAGACUGGACCGGUCCAGAUGCUGCCAGCGCCGAGCGGGAGCAGGAUCCAACUGAGCUCACGCGCGAAGACCAGAUCUACCUUUAUACCGCGUUCGAGCUGCACCAUUAUUGGAAGGCAAGAAUGCGUGCUCUUGCGUUGACACGCUCGUAUGAGCCAGACUAUGAGCAUAUCUCCGCCAAACUGCAGCAAGUCGUGCAGGUCAGCGAGUCUUUGAGAGACUCCGUGGCCCUAAUGAAUGUUCUUGGCUUGAUCUUGGACAUUGGUAAUUUCAUGAACGAUGCCAAUAAGCAAGCUCAAGGUUUCAAACUGAGCUCACUCGCACGCCUCGGUAUGGUGAAGGAUGAUAAGAACGAGACUACAUUCGCCGAUCUAGUGGAGCGAAUCGUUCGAAACCAGUAUCCCGAGUGGGAGGGCUUUGUGGAUGAGAUCAACGGCGUUGUCGCCAUUCAGAAGCUCAACGUCGACCAACUGCGCACGGAUGCUAAGAAGUACAUAGACAACAUUAAGAACGUCCAAGCCAGCUUGGACGCUGGCAAUCUCAGUGAUCCGAAGAAAUUCCAUCCUCAGGAUCGGGUCAGUCAAAUCGUUCAAAGAAGCAUGAAGGAUGCUCGUCGCAAGGCCGACCAGAUGCAACUUUACCUGGACGAGAUGGUCAAAAGCUAUGAUGAUAUCAUGGUGUUCUACGGCGAGGAUAACACGGAUGAAGGCGCCAGGCGGGAUUUCUUCGCGAAGUUGGCUACAUUCUUGCUGGAGUGGAGGAAAUCUAAGGAGAAGAACAUCAGCCUGGAAGAGAAUCGGAAACGCAUCGAAGCAUCUCUGUCUCGUAAGCGGGUUAAUGCAGGUCUGGCAAACGGCGCCGGUACAGCUACAGAAGGGCCACAGUCCCCCGCCACGAGCGGUGCUAUGGAUUCACUUUUGGAGAAGCUGCGUGCGGCGGCUCCUCAGGCCAGGGAUCAGCGCGAUCGCCGGCGUCGCGCCCGUUUGAAGGAGAGACAUCAGGUCCGCGUGGCUUCGGGACAGAAAAUGCCAGAUCCCGCUGGGUCUGAAGGCGCAGAAGCCGGACAGAUUGAAGAGACUGGCAGCAAUGAAACGAGCAACGCGGGUGCAGUCGAUGCCAACUCGGCCAACACGGAUCUUCUGAGUCCUCCGGUUUUGGAGUCCGAAGCUCCUGAGACAUCGAGCCAAGAUGCUCAGCAUGUGUCAGAAAGCGAAGACGUUGCGGACCGGGCUGCAAGCAUGCUGCAGGGUCUACGGGACAAUGUUGACGGUGAGCGUCAAAGAAGAAGACGUGAGACAGCCGAGGAAGAGCGGCGUAAACGCAGGCUGCGGAGACGCAACGGUGCCUCUGGUACCAGCAAAGACAGCGUCGAUGGCUCGGUGGUAGCCUCUGCGUCCGAACCACUUUCCCCUCCCCAGACAGAUCCGAUUGAACCGGAUGAUAUUUACAAUGCUCUCUCUCCCUUUGCGCCCCUUCCCCGUGCCCGUCACGCCGCCGUCCGCACGCUAUACGACCCUCUCCACCCUCCAUCCUCGAACACCAUCCUCGACGCCGCAGCGUUGGUGCUAUACUUCCCCGGCCCCCGAACCGUGACAGGGGAAGACGUGCUCGAGCUUCACUUGCACGGGGGUCCGGCGAUCGUGAAAUCCGUAUUGACCGCGAUCGCGAACAUCAACCGGCCAUCCUCGUCACCGUCCUCAAUGUCUACAACAACCACAACAACAAACCCGAAGGAUCCCCAAGUCCCCCUGGAACCCCCCUCCAGAAGAGGAGGAGGGGGAGGAACGAUCCGCUACGCCGAGGCAGGCGAAUUCACGCGCCGGGCCUUCCUCAACAACCGGCUGGACCUCCCCCAGAUCGAAGCACUGGGGGAUAUCCUGCACGCGGAGACGGAGCAGCAGCGACGGAUCGCCGUGCGUGCGGCGAGCAGCAGCGGCAGUGGUGAGCAAGGCGGCGCGCUGUCGCAACGCUACGAGCAGUGGCGGCAUCAGCUGCUGUACGCGCGCGGCGAGCUGGAGGCGCUGAUCGACUUCGCCGAGGACCAGCAUUUCGACGAAUCGCCGCGCGAGCUGGUUGGGUCCGUGGGCCGGCAGGUGCGCGCCCUCCAGGCGCAGAUCCAGCUGCAUAUCGGCAAUGCCGCCAAGGGCGAGUUGCUGCGGAGCGGGAUCCGCGUGGCGUUGCUGGGGGCCCCCAAUGCGGGCAAGAGCUCGUUGCUGAACCGGGUGGUGGGCCGCGAGGCCGCCAUCGUCAGUACCGAGGAAGGGACUACGAGGGAUAUCGUCGAUGUUGGGGUGGAUGUUGGGGGUUGGUUCGUGCGGCUGGGUGAUAUGGCGGGGAUCCGGUCGGAGGAUGUUUUGGGGGACGAUGAUGAUGGGAGGAGCUCCGCGGCGGCUCGGAAUGUGGUGAUCGGGGCGGUUGAGAAAGAGGGCAUCCGGAGGGCUAAGGCUAGGGCGUUGGAGUCGGAUGUUGUCGUUGUGGUCGUCUCGUUGGAGAAGGAGGAGAAGGAGGAGGAGGAGGAGGAGGAGGGGAGUGCGAGUGCUUCUUCGCGGUUGGCGGUUGAACCAGAAGUCAUUGAUGCGGCUAAUGAGUGCGCGCGCGCCGGCCGCUGCGUCGUCGUUGCGAUCAACAAGUGUGACCGGUUGCCCGGCCUGGAUCGCCUCCCGGAUCAGCUGCUUGCCACCGUCCGCACUCUGUUCCCUGCUGUGCCCGACCGGCGCGUGUUCGGGAUCUCCUGCCUGGAUGCCCGCCGGGAGACGGGCUCCGUCUCUGGCCCGGUGGCGGAGCACGAUCCGGGCCAUAUCCAGCACUUUCUACAGGGGUUGAUCGCUACGUUUGAGGAACUGGCUUCCCCGACGGGGAUCGAGGAGGAUGCCAACGGCCAGUACGACCGGUCCUACUGGGAGGAUUCUCUGGGCGUCACCCACCGACAGAGCUCGAACCUACAACGCUGCCUGGAGGAUCUAGACGCGUUCAUGAACCAGACUCAACCAUCAACCCAUCACCAUCUUACACACGAGUCCGAGGAAGAAGUCGACAUCGUCACCGCGGCCGAGCACCUCCGUUCCGCGGCCGAUGCCCUAGCCAAGAUCACGGGUAAAGAUGAGAGUGGCGACGUGGAGGAUGUCCUAGGAGUGGUGUUCGAAAAACUCUCCCUUCCAUUCGGUGAUGCUGUUCCGCAGCCGGGGACCUCGCGAGCAUUCUACUGGUUGGUCCCUGCUUUAUCAUUCACAUCGUUAUACCCGCCCCGGCCUUGCAUAUCCAUCGGUUCGGCUGCGGUCGAGGUCGAGGAGGAGGUUGACGACGUGGGGGCGUUAUAUCCGCCUCGACCCAUGGACUCCAUGGUCAAAGGGGGCUCUCUGGAUGGUCCCAUUUUCUGA
This is a messenger RNA of Aspergillus brunneoviolaceus CBS 621.78, 7594 nucleotides long. Its product is annotated as formin sepA. The coding region runs from base 266 to 7594 and encodes 2442 amino acids. The transcript is spliced from 4 exons. NCBI's taxonomy places the organism in Eukaryota, Fungi, Ascomycota, Eurotiomycetes, Eurotiales, Aspergillaceae. Gene Ontology annotation, cellular component: mating projection tip; cell division site. Gene Ontology annotation, molecular function: GTPase activity; GTP binding; actin binding. Gene Ontology annotation, biological process: mitotic actomyosin contractile ring assembly; barbed-end actin filament capping; tRNA modification. The record is from RefSeq and is a predicted model, not a curated record.